Messenger RNA from Saccoglossus kowalevskii, 501 nucleotides. RefSeq names its product ras-like protein family member 11B. The record is from RefSeq and is a predicted model, not a curated record. Gene Ontology annotation, molecular function: GTPase activity; GTP binding. Lineage: Eukaryota; Metazoa; Hemichordata; Enteropneusta; Harrimaniidae.
AUGACAGAGUCGGUAUACACACAGAGUACGAAAGUAGAAGACCAAAGUAUGAAUCUACACAUUUUAGACACAGCGGGUGAUUUCGAUCCAAGCAACUCAGUUCGAGAAGAACAAGUAAAGUGGGCUGAUGCAAUUAUAUUUGUCUUCUCAGUAACUGACAAACUAAGCAUCGAAUACGUGCAAAAACUAAGAAAAGAAAUAAAAAGUACAAGAGACUGGGAUAAGACUCCGUGUGCAUUGCUAGCCAAUAAGUGCGAGUUAAGUCACUUCCGGGAAGUGACGCCAGCCGAAGGGUGCGUCGCAGCCAAUCAUAUGAACUGUCAGUAUUUCGAGGUGUCUGCCGGGGAAAGUUACCGGGGAAUAACAGAAGCCAUACACUGGAUUGCCAAAGAGUGGAUCAAAAUAACACGGCGAAUGAAAGUGAAAAGGCUUGUAUCAAGACUGCAACUGAAAAAUACACUGAGAAACUUUGGAUUUCGUGAAAGGACGAACACUCUAUAA